Messenger RNA from Cephus cinctus (wheat stem sawfly), 446 nucleotides. RefSeq lists its product as uncharacterized. The transcript has 2 exons. The coding region runs from base 67 to 408 and encodes 113 amino acids. Lineage: Eukaryota; Metazoa; Arthropoda; Insecta; Hymenoptera; Cephidae. The record is from RefSeq and is a predicted model, not a curated record.
UGGCAGAAGUGGCGGUGUGUCCUGCAUUCGAAUUCAAAGAGCCCUGGGUAUUACCGGAAAUACCUGAUGCAGCAUUUCCAAGGGACUGAGAUGCCUGAUUGCCAACUUGACCCUGUACCAAAAAAGAAGGUUCCAGAGAGGAACUUCACUCGGAUGAACAGGCUCCAGUUUUUCUUCUCCUUUGGCAGAUUCACUUCGAUCGUCCUUCUGUACUUUCCAGUUGGUCCAGAAGAUCCUUUCAUCGUUCGUCGCACCAUGCACGGAGCCCACGAGGAAAAAUCCAAAUUUCACAAAUUUAUAACCACGAAGAAGUUGAGAGUCCUAGGCGAAUCUUUGUUCGAACGCUGUCAUAGCACAAGGAGAGACAGAGGAUGCUGCUUAUUAUUAAUCAGUAGGAAACGGAUCUGAUAACCAGUCGCUGGACAAACAGGUUCUUGAGGUUUUUC